This is a messenger RNA of Caenorhabditis angaria, 6429 nucleotides long. The record is from the annotation of a GenBank genome assembly. Lineage: Eukaryota; Metazoa; Nematoda; Chromadorea; Rhabditida; Rhabditidae.
AUGGUAUCAUCACGCCGAAAUUCAACCACAAAUAUAUCGAGUUCAACUCCAAGUAUGUCAACUGCACAACAAGGUGAGUAAGAAAAAUGGGAAUUCUUUUUCUGGGAAAACUUGAAAUCGGACCAGGAUAGAAUUGAUUUUAUGAGACAAAUUCAGAAUCGUAUUUGAAUAAUUGAGCCACUUUUUUUUUUGCCUAAGUCGAACCACUUUCGAAUCAGAAUUUUCAAAAACUCCCUUAUGUUUCUGGUCACAAAAAUUCGGAACGCACAAAAUUUGGUCGCACAUAAAUAAACAUUUUUUUGCCCCGUUCUCUCCGAUUUUUUCGCAUUCGACCAUUAUUGGAAUUGCUCGAUUUGAAUCGAAAAAAAACAAUUUUUUAGUUUAUGAUGAAUUUUUGGCUUCGAUUUGUUAAAAUUUUAAAAAUGCAUUUUUUUUUCUUUUGAAAAUUUAGUUUGGCAAAUAUCCAAUUCUGAAAAACAGAAAAUUUCGCAAAAAAAUCCAUGUGGCAAUAAACAUUUUCUGAAUUUCAAAGGAAAAUUAAUUAAUUUCUACGUUAAUCUACAGUAUAUUUUCCAAAAUUGUACACUCUAAAGGUACAAAAAAUGUCUAUAAAAAAAUCCACAUUUUCCCAUUUCUCUCUUUUUUUUUCUUUUUCUACAUUAGUCAUAAAUGAUCAAAGAAAAUCCAUGGCUUCUUUGGUGUCCCGAAUAAAAUCGGAUUACAAAAAAAAUGUUCUCUUUCACUCUCUUUUUGGUUCCCUGGCUAUUUCUAGCUCGCCUCGUAAAACUAGAAAAAACUUCUUCCAGAAUCCGGUGACGAUAAGCCAUCAACUUCGAAAAUGUCAUCAGAAGAAAAAGUAGAUUCUCCGCCAAUUUGGAGAAAAUUCAGUCAUCCGCCAUUCAACAAUAAUCGAAAUAUGCAGUUGCAAUUGGCAAAUAAUCGAGGAACAAAAGAUGAUUGGGGAGCAUCGCUGAGAUAUGCGAUUAAUGAGGAACAGGUUGGUUUUGGAGGUGGGAUGAGGUCAUUUUGGGGUAGAAAAAUUAGGAUAAAGAUUUUUUUCAAAUCGAAAAGCCUGUUGAAAAUUUGCAGAACCUAGCCCUAACCCAAUCGGAUUUUUUUUAGAAAACCCUAAAACUAUCAGAAAAAAAUUAGACGAUGAAUUUUUUAAAUUAUUGAUUUCAAAAUUUAAUAGACCUUUUUCUAGAAGUUUCGAAAAAAACCAUAGGUUUUUUAAUACUCAUUUUUAUGAUCAACCCCUCUCCAUCCUUCAAAAAUCUUAGAAAGACUAUUUUCUUUCCAGUCAACAAGUCUUGGGCCAACUGUAGAUUCAGCCGAAACAAGUUCGAUAUCAAGUGAUACAACAGUCGCAACUCCAGUUAUUUCUCCAUCAGUUUAUGAAAGAUUUAUCGUAUUAUCUGAUAAUUUAACCGAUCUUGUCAAAGCUGUUAUGGAAGAAGCGAAAAAGAAUACAGAUGCUGAAUCGUGAGUUUUUAAACUUUUCAAAUAUGAAAAAAACAAUGUUUUGUUUAGAUGUUCGCUAUUUCUCAUUGAUGAAGAGAAUAAUGAACUUGUGGCAAAUGUUUUCGACAAUGCGAAUGAAGAGAUCAAAGAAUUACGAGUCCCAGUUGGUGAUGGUGUUGUUGGUUGUGUCGCCAAAACACGAACAAUGAUGAAUGUUAAAGACGCCAAAAAGUAUGUUGUUCCUUCUUCGUUUUGUUGUUUUUUUCUCGAAAUUUUUGAAUAUGAUAUUUCCCCGGGGCCGUCUGUCUGCUCUCUUUCUUUAUUUUCAAGAAAAAAAAUGAAAACGAGAACACAGACAUCGAAAUAUUUGGUAGAUAGAUAUGAGUCGUUUUUUUUGUUUGGUGAAAUGAAAACUCACUUUUUUGCAAAUGCUGUUUUAAAAUUCAUGAAAAACCACGAUUUCAUUUGUUUUCCAAACUCGAUCUGAGUUGAUUUCUAACAAAUUUCUUCCCAAAACAGAAUCUGAACUUUUGAUCUUUUUUUUAAAACACAAAUGGGAGAUGGGUUUUAGAAAAUUAAAAAACAACUUCAAUUAGAUUUUUCAGGUGUCCAUUUUUCUAUGCUCAAGUCGACGAACUCACUGGAUAUCACACAAAAAACAUUUUAUGUUUUCCAAUAAUUGAUAAUUCAGGUCAGUUAGUAGUAUCAUCUUUCAAAGCUCCGCCCAUUUUUCAAUUCGUUUAAAUUUUGUUCGAAAAAGAGAGAGCGAGAGAGUAUUCUGAAUCGAGAGAGCGUGGAAGAGAAAUAGAGAAACGAGUCUUAACUUGUCAACAAUUCUGUGUUUUUUGGUUUUUCCGAUGUUAUUUUUUCUGAUUUCCGCCCUUCUUGAUUGUCUUUGAAAUAGAUUUGGGCUGGGUUCUAUUCAUAUCUUCUGAAUAUUUUUUUUGGAAAAAAGAAAAAUCAGAACUCACAUUUUUUGCGAGUUUUUUGUCUUUCGAAGUGUUUUUCUCCUUUUUUCCUUUCUUACAAUUGUUUUUUGUUUUUCCGAUUUUCUGUUCUCUGCUAGAAAAAGAAGAAGGUUUUCUGAAAUUCUUUGGGUCGAAGGUCAAAAUUUCUUUUAACUAGAAACAGUAUUAAAAAAUCUUGAUUCUUAAAAAUUCCCUAAAAAAUGAUCCAGAUUUUUUACCAUGAAAACUACACUUGCUCUGACGCCAAAAAUUUCGCAGGUGAAAAAAUUUGUUUAUUUUUUUCUGAAAAUUAGAACCUCAUUUUCCAUUUUUUUUUUCUCCUACUUACUAGUAAGUAUGCGAAAAAAGACAAAAAACCCGGAGAGAAAAAAACGACGAAAAAUUCAAUUAAAAGACCUCUUUUUUCUUUUUUUUUCUGCUCUUCUUCUUUCCUUCUUCUUUUUUCGGAACAUUAUUCUAUUUUUCUUCUGUCCACGAAUGGUGUCUACUUAUUAGUUCGAAAAUUAUCUCAAUAAUGAAUGAUUUCAGGCGCUUUGGUUGGUGUUGGAGAGCUGUGCAAUAAACAAUCAGAGAAUUCGAAAGGAUUUACGAGAACUGACGAAAAAUACGCCAAGAAUUUUGCUAGUUAUUGUGCCAAUAGUAUUGCACACGUGAGUUUUUAAAGGAGUGUUUCACAUUGUGUAAUUUACUAUAUCGAAUCGCUAGACCUCAAAUUUUUCAUUACAUUUUCUGGUAGAUUUAAAAUAUUUUCUCUAUUAAUUUUUCACAAUCUGUGGGUUUUGAAGGUCUUGUCUGAAUUCUAAAUUUCAAUUCUAAGCAAAAUAGUUAAAAUUAGAAUUUCAAGAAGUUGAAUCAUGUAUUUUUUAGUUCAAAACAAUAUUUUGAAUUUGUUCUUUUCUUCUUUCUCCCCAAAAAAAACAAAAUCUUUAAUUAAUAAAAAUGCGUGACACACACGUCUCCAAUUUGACACACACGUCUCCAAACAUCUCCAAUUUUAAUUUCUUGUUCCCCUCUCAUUUCAAAAAAAAAGAAGAAACAAAAAAGUUCCUGUUUUCACAAUUAUUAAAGAAUCACGUGACGUGACACGUAUCUUUCUGUCAUUUCAAAAUUUCACAAUCACUUUUUUCACUUUCGAAAUGCUCUCGAUUGUUUUCGUCACUUUGAAAUGGGUGUGAAAAACAAAUAAAGUGCAAUUCUUGUUUUUCUGGUCAAAAAUUAUUAUUUUUUAGAUAGUUGUCUAUGUUUUUUAUUAUUACAGUAUCUCACAUCUCAGUGACAAAAAAACCAAACCGAAAAAAUCGAAAUCUCUCUAGGGACGUACUUUUUGCCACCACAUGUUCAUUUUUUCCUCGUUUUUUUUCGGCUGUCACGAUGAUCUAGCUCAAAUAGAAGAGUGUUGUUUUUUGAACUUGUUAUUUCUAGGGAUUUAGAUAAGGAUAAAAAUGAAUACUCUUGUCAAAUAUAAAUAGUAUCCUUCGUUUUUAUCCGAACUUCCGUUCCGCCACCGCAAUUUUAUUUGCUCACCUGACUCCUAUUCUCCCUCAUUUUAUUCAAUUAUAACAAAUCAAUUAAACAGUCCAUUUUUCAGUGUUUGUUCUACAAAAAAAUCCAAGAAGCAUCGACGAGGAGCCAUAUGGCUACCGAAAUGAUGGUUCAAGGAUCACAUUUAAAGGUUAGUUAUUUUAUUUUUAUUUACACUUUGAUCAUCAUAAACAACGUGAUAUUUGUCAAGUUUUCUAUCUAAUGAUAUCAUACGAGAAUGGAAUUCUGACACCCAUGUGUACUCAAAAAAAAACAUGAUUGAUUAAUUCCGGUUUUUGAUAAAUUACUAGAUACCUACGCACAUUUGUUGUCUGGUGUACUUUACAAUGAUUGAGCUGUGAGAAGAAAAGUUCAGAAAUAAAAGAAAAACACAGAUAAAAAUAGUGACUGAUUUCAGAUCGCCGAAGAUGAUAUUCAAAGAUUACUCAAAGAUCCACUAAGAGAUUGGCGAUAUUUCAAUCAGAAUUUCAACGAUUUCUCUUUUGCUCCUCGAAAUAUCGGAGAAAAUCAUUUCCACAAAGCAUCUAUGAUGUUUUUCGAGGAUCUUGGAUUUACAACUCGAUAUAGGAUAAAUAAAAGAAAGUUAUCAUAUUUGGUAUUACGAAUAUCAGCCGGAUAUCGAACUGUUCCAUAUCAUAAUUGGUCACAUGCUUUUGCUGUUGCUCAUUUUUGUUGGCUUAUGAUGAGAACUGAAGCAUGUACAAAUGCUUUGACGGAUUUAGAACGAUUAUCUUUGAUAAUUGCUUGUCUUUGUCAUGAUAUUGAUCAUCGUGGAACAACAAAUUCGUUUCAAUUACAAUCGGUGAGUGAGACAUUAAGUGUUGCAAUCUUUCGGUAAAUAUUGACUUUCGCAUUUUUUUGAAAAUCAUUGACGUCAACGAGUUCAGUUUAUUUUGUGUUUUGACCACAACACAACAAAAUACAAAGAUAAAAAUAAAUUAAUAUAAUUAUAGAAAACACCACUGGCUCAACUAUAUAGUAGUGAAGGAAGUGUUUUGGAACGACAUCAUUAUGCUCAAACGGUUUCAAUACUUCACGUAAGUUAACAAUUUUUUUGAAAAAAAAAUAGUUUUUUUUUGAUUUUUAGAUGCCUGAAUGUGAUAUUCUUGAACAAUUGACAACUCUACAAUAUCGAACAGUUUUAUCGAAUAUUCGAGAAAUAAUAUUGGCCACUGAUAUUGCAGCUCAUCUCAAAAAAGCAUCUAGAAUUCAUGAUAUGGUUGAAAUAGGUUAUAAUCCAAUGUCGAAUGAUCAUCAUUAUCUUUUGACGUGUCUUAUUAUGACAGCUUCUGAUCUUUCUGAUCAAUCGAAGAAUUUCAAUAAUGCGAAAUUGAUUGCUGAAAACAUCUACAAGGAAUUUUUUGCACAGGGAGAUUUAGAAGCAGAAAUCGGAGUUACACCAUUAGAAAUGAUGGAUCGAGAAAAGGCAUUUGUUCCUCAAGUUCAACUCGAAUUUUUAGAUUCAAUUGGUCUCCCAGUUUUCAAGUAAGUUCUUAUUUCUAGAAAAAAUAGAUAAAAUUUAAUCAAGUUUUGUUUUUCAGAAUGCUAGCUGAAAUUAUUCCCGAUGGAAAAUCAACAUAUGACGCAAUUCGUGCAAAUCAAUUGUGUUGGAAUGCGUUGAAAGAAGAAAUACAAUCUUCCGAUUCUGGUGUUCGACAAUGUUUAACUUAUUUGAAAGACGAAGAUAUCGAAAGAAAAGUAAGACAUUUUUUAAAAUUAAAAAUUCGGGUACACAAAGUGAUUGUUUUAGGUGAUCGAAAAAGUUCGAGAAACAGAUCCAAGAGCAGCAGAAAUUGCAUCAAAACGAUUCAAUACAAUAACAUCAAAUGGACAUGUUCCAAGCACUUCUACUGAUAUUUUUGAAGGAUAUUUGGAAGAAUAUCAAAAUCCGAUUGAUCAAAUUUGUAUGCCAAAUCAUAAUAAUAAUCAUGAAGAACAACCAGUCAUGAGACUUUUGCCAAAAAAGAAUUCCACCAAAAAGGUGAGCUUUUGUUUGUUUCGCUUUCUGGUAGAUCAAAAAUAUUUCCUCUAUGGUUGCGUUGAAUUUUUUUGUCGCACCAAUAAAUUGUGUCAAGUUUCAAAAAAUGUAGAAAAUCUCCGAUACGAUGUAUUAAGCUUUUUAAAAAUUCUGGCGUUGCCUAGAAAACCAAGAAUUUUCAAAAAGCCACCAAGGUUACUGUAUCUAGAUGAUAUUAUCUUCCACGUUCCUAUCACAAAAACUUGGCCCAUUUCCAAUAACCGAUCACUUUACACAUUUUUCAGACAGGCAACGGAGGAAGCUGCGCUUUUGAAGCAACCCGACUGUGAUGGUUUAUUAUUAAACCGUCGUGCACGUCCUCGUCGACUUUGGAGAAGAGCUUGUCAAUUGGCUCGUUCGGUAUCUGAAUCUUGUGCCUCAUGUUCACCAAUGCCAAAUAGGCGCCAAAUUAGCAGUGAAGAUGAUUCUGAAUCGGCUUAG